Molecule: messenger RNA, 2728 nt
Organism: Limulus polyphemus (Atlantic horseshoe crab)
Lineage: Eukaryota; Metazoa; Arthropoda; Merostomata; Xiphosura; Limulidae
Product: osmotic avoidance abnormal protein 3-like
Exons: 16
Coding region: 136-2565 (809 amino acids)
Biological process (GO): microtubule-based movement
Molecular function (GO): ATP binding; microtubule motor activity; microtubule binding
Source: RefSeq, a predicted model, not a curated record
UGCACGUUGAAUUUCUAUUACUACUGGCGGGAAGAUAGAAAGCAACGUCGCUGGAAUGUUCGGCCACGGUACAGUUACUUGAUUACAGCUUAAACUUAUUGCACUUAUUGAAAAGAAAAAAAGAAAACUUCUGAAAUGGCUGAAGCAGUGAAAGUUAUUGUAAGAUGUCGUCCAUUGAAUCAAAGAGAAAAGGAUUUGAAUUGCAAGAUCAUAUUGAAAAUGGAUUCAAGUUGUGGACAAUGCUCGAUUAUCAAUCCUGCUGAUGAAAGUGGACAACCAAGAAAUUUUAGUUUUGAUGGAGCCUAUUAUAUAGAAUCCACUACUGAAUGGUUAUAUAGUGAUAUCGUGUUUCCCAUUGUAGAUAGUGUUACAGAGGGAUACAAUGGAACAGUAUUUGCCUAUGGACAGACAGGUUGUGGCAAGUCUUUCACAAUGCAGGGAAUCACCAAUCCAUCAACUCAGCGGGGAAUAAUUCCACGAGCUUUUGAGCAUAUUUUUGAAGCAAUAGCAGCAGCUGAAAAUACAAAAUAUCUUGUCCAUGCUUCUUUCUUGGAAAUUUACAAUGAAGAAAUCAGAGAUUUGUCAGCAAAAGAUCAUAAGAAAAAACUGGAGCUCAAAGAACAUCCAGAGAAAGGUGUUUAUGUUUCGGGACUUUCUCUUCAUCCCGUGCAUAAUGUACAAGAAUGUGAGUUAGUGAUGGAGCAGGGCUGGAAAAACCGAUCAGUAGGUGCUACACUGAUGAAUGCAGAUUCCUCUCGCAGCCACUCUAUCUUCACUAUUCACCUGGAAAUGAUGGAUACAAAGGUUGAAGGGGAUCAACAUAUUCGUCAGGGAAAACUCAACUUAGUAGAUUUAGCAGGAAGCGAGCGUCAAAGUAAAACAGGAGCUACUGGGGAUCGACUGAAGGAGGCUACGAAGAUUAACCUUUCACUUUCAGCACUGGGAAACGUUAUUUCAGCUCUUGUGGAUGGCAAGUCUAACCAUAUUCCUUACAGGGAUUCUAAGUUAACCAGGCUGUUGCAAGAUUCUUUGGGGGGGAAUACUAAAACCUUAAUGGUUGCCUGCUUAUCACCAGCAGACAACAACUAUGAUGAGACUCUGAGUACCUUAAGAUAUGCUAACAGAGCAAAGAACAUCCAAAAUAAACCCCAAAUCAAUGAAGACCCCAAAGAUGCCUUGUUACGGGAAUACCAGGAAGAAAUCCAGCGACUUAAGACUCUACUCAAUGAGCAGCCUCCUGAUGUCGCUAUUCUUAAAACAGAUGAGGAAGACAAGUAUGGGGCUGAAAAUCUUCUAAAGGAAUAUGAUGAAAGAAUGAACAAUCUUCAGGAUAAAUACAAAAAAGAACAAGAAUCCAAAGCUAAGCUCCAAGAUGAUGUUUCUCGUCUUAAAGCUUACUAUGAAGAGGAGCUUUCAAAAAUGAAACCGUAUAAACCUGAAUCUGAUGAACUUGUGAAAGUAGAAGGCAAUAUUAUGCAGACUGAUCAUGUUCUGUCUGGAUCAUCAGCUGCAGUUAUUCAAAAUGGACAUUCAGACACACCACGGAUGUCACCCAUCCUGUCCCAUAGCAAUACAACAAAGGAAAAAGAGCCAGUGGUUGAUAUGCGAGAACAAGCUCUGAAGAGGUUACGCAAGUUGCAGGAACAGAUGGUUGGAGGAGAAAGAGCUAAUGACAAAGUUUUGAAGGAAAAACGAGCAAAAAAGAGAAAUUAUGCAGAAAAACAAAUUAAACAUAUUAAAGAGGCUUUGUCUAACCUGGAUAAUGAUGAUGGUAUAAUGCUGAAAGUUUAUGAUGACAUUCAUGAUGAAUUAAAAGCCAAGACUGUUCUUGUGAAGAAAGCAAAACAAAGAAUAAGAGUUCUUGAAAGGGAGAUCAGUGACUUACACAGUGAGUUUGAAGAAGAUCGGACUGACUACUUAGAAACUAUUAGAAGACAAGAUAGGCAAAUACAAUUUUUUCAACAACUGCUGGAUAAAGUUCAGCCUUGUAUUCGAUGGGACUGCAAUUAUUCAAACCUAGACAAAGUUAAGUUGGACAGCACAUGGGAUGAAGGCAUGCAAAGGUGGCACAUUCCUGAACUGCUUAUUGAAAGAACUUGCCUUCCUCCACCAAGUAUCCAGUCUGAGUUACAUGUACCUCAACCUAGUGUCCAGUCUGCUCCCACUCAUAUAGAAUCAAGCUCCUUCAGACAAUCUACUGAUGACAAACUGCUAAAGAAACUGGAGCGAGGAGAACAAGAAGAUAUUGCUGGUUCAUAUUUCAAAUUUACAAGACAAGAACAGUUGCUCAACAAGGUUCAGACAGAUGCUAGCCAAGUUUUUCCUUCUCAAGAAAAAAGCUGUAAUUUUCUGAAUGCAGGUUCAAAUAGAGAAGCCUUCAGAGGACUUAAAUGCCCCAAGCUCAAUGGUAAUCUAUCAAACUCCUUACAAGCCCUUUGUUUAUCAGAUUCUGAAUCUCAAAAACCCAGUCGUCUAAAUGCUCUCCCUAGCAGCUUUGAAUUGAAGAUAAAGGAGAGAAGAAAUAAGAACAAAACUAAGAAUGAUGUUUUAGAUUGGACCAUAUGACAGUUACCUAUCCCACAUGAAAAAUUAGGAUGUUUAAUGCCAUACCUCCAGUACUUUCAAACAAAUGCGAAGGUGAUACUACAACACUGUAUCUAAGUCGAUAAUAUUUAAAAAUGGAGGGAAAAGAACUACCACCACCACACCAUAGUAUACCCUAACCUCA